Messenger RNA from Trematosphaeria pertusa, 1116 nucleotides. RefSeq lists its product as uncharacterized. The transcript has a single exon. The coding region runs from base 1 to 1116 and encodes 371 amino acids. The record is from RefSeq and is a predicted model, not a curated record. Lineage: Eukaryota; Fungi; Ascomycota; Dothideomycetes; Pleosporales; Trematosphaeriaceae.
AUGGCCCCUGCAAGGGUCGAGGCUUCCCGAAAGCGUGGCUUCGAGGACGUCGAGCAUGUGGGAUUUUACGACGCUCACCCCGUACCCAGUCACCCCUCAAUGCUCUAUGAGCUGCCAGCAUACGACCUUCAUGCAGCGCCGGCGCUGCCCCUGUACCCUGGACUAUACGACAAUCUUGCAUAUGCCGCCCAUCUCAGCUAUCAGUACGAGCUUCGCAACUUGCAGAUGCCAAUGACGACGAUUGACCCUAUUCCUGCUGCUUCGAUGCGCCUCAAGCGAGUCAAGCGCUCCAAUAGCUCCGGGCCAGACCUCCUGAGCCUUCCACAGGAGAUCCGCAACCAGGUGUACCGCGAGAUCCUCAUCGACCAUCACACCGCCCACUUUCUCCACCAUCACAGAGGCAUCAACUACCACAUCCACUAUCGCGGGAGAGGUCACGAGAGACCAGACGGCUUCCACAGGCGCGGCACUUCCCACGGUCAAGACCGCAGCUCGUUCGGUUUCCCGAUGUGGUUUCUUACAAGCAAGCAAAUUCUCGACGAAGCCUUGGAUGAGCUAUUCCACAACGCAAACGUCAAGGGCACGAUCAGCUUCAACAAACAACAAGGCGAAUGGCGAGAUGAGCUCGCAUUGAACAUCCUUCCUUACGUGCGAGACUUGACGAUAAGCACGAAGGGGACGAACGACCUGGAUAACACGCCUGGCGUGCUCUCAUUCACCGGUAACACCAGGAGGGCGCUCACCGAGAUCGCAGAGGGACUGAAGGAGAGUUCGAGGCUCCUGAAGUUGACCAUCGCGUUUCAACUCCGCCGGUCGUGGCACCAAUUCGCCAACACGAGGAGGGGGAAGAAGACCAAAGUGGAUCUUUCAGCGCUGAAAAAGUUUAAGAGCGCGCGACUUGAGGUCUUUGUGCUGCGCGUUGAAGAUUCCGAGACCAUGUUCGGGGCAGCGAAGGCGGCCAGGAGGACGGAAUUGACGGAUAAGAUGUGGGAUAUGAUUGGUGAGGAAGCAGAGAGGCUUGGAGUCACUAUUGUGGGAGAUGCAACUCGGUUCAGGGGAGAGGUUGACCGGUACGGCAGGUGGAACUUGAUGAGUGAGAGAAUUUCGGAGCGGUGA